Messenger RNA from Macadamia integrifolia, 1239 nucleotides. RefSeq lists its product as uncharacterized. The transcript is spliced from 3 exons. Gene Ontology annotation, molecular function: N-acetyltransferase activity. Gene Ontology annotation, biological process: N-terminal protein amino acid acetylation. Gene Ontology annotation, cellular component: chloroplast. NCBI's taxonomy places the organism in Eukaryota, Viridiplantae, Streptophyta, Magnoliopsida, Proteales, Proteaceae. The record is from RefSeq and is a predicted model, not a curated record. Bases 150 to 1016 code for a protein of 288 amino acids.
UUUUCCACGGCGCCGAGUCAGAGUGAAAAGGCCUUUUCUCCGCUCUGGACGCAGGAUCGGCAAUCAGAUCUCUCAUCACUAUAGAGACUUAGAGGUAGAGAGUACAGAGAGAAAAAAGGGAAAGUAAAUUAAGUGGAGCAGACAAAGAAAUGAGAACCGUACCAUUUGGUAUCUCUGCAUCUCCAUUGCCCACCUUACUCAACCCCAACAUAAGCAACCUCACCAAAACAGCCUCUCUCCACUACAGGAAGCAGCUCCCUGCUUUCCCAAGCUUUGUGGAUGAUGGUCCAACCUCUCGAUCUUCGUGUCUCUGCAUUUCCCCGCGAUCAGGAAUUUCCAGAGCCAGUGAAGCGGUUGAAUUGUUUCCGACGGUCUGUCCUGAGAUUGUGGUACGGGAGGCGAGGUUGGAGGACUGUUGGGAAGUGGCCGAGACUCACUGUAGCUCCUUCUUCCCCGAUUACUCCUUCCCUUUAGAUUUGGUCCUCAGAGUUGACCGAUUGAUGGCCAUGGUAACGGGGUUUUCUCCCACUGGCUCUAGAAGGACGUGUCUUGUUGCCGAUGUUGGCGGUUCCGUGGAUGAUGAUAACUUCUUCGGCGGUGCGGAGGACUUCAAAGCAGGAGGUUUCGAAGGGAAAUUCAGCUUUGAUAAGGGAUAUGUCGCUGGGAUAUUAACAAUUGACACUGCGGCUGACUUCCUUCCGCGCAGAGGACCACUCCGCCAGAGAAGGACUGGCAUUGCAUACAUCUCAAAUGUUGCAGUACGUGAGAGGGAUCGGCGCAGGGGGAUAGCAAAGAGGCUUAUAGCAGCAGCAGAGGCACAAGCAAGGAGCUGGGGUUGUCGUGCCAUGGCACUGCACUGCGAUGUGAGUAACCCUGCUGCUACUCAUUUGUAUAAAGGUCAGGGAUUCAAAUGUAUAGAGGUGCCAGAACGAGCAAAGUGGCCCCAACCCAAGACCUCACCAAAUAUCGAGUUCAAUUUCAUGAUGAAGCUACUAACCACCCCAACACCGACUUGACUCAUUUUUGCAGAGUUAAAAUAUAAAAAGAAAAAGAUUAUUUUGGGUUAGCUUCUGUAUAUAUGUAUGUAAACUAUUGUCGAGGAACUACAUCUAAUAGCUUUGUAAAAGAAUGUUGAAUGAUAUGUUGUAGGGCUUCCUUUGAUAUGUAAAUGAAUGUUGUUCGGUGUUUGUCUCAGCUUCUUCAAGCCACAUUAGUGCAUUCACAUUGAUCUUUCAUUGU